AUGGAGACCAGGGCCUGGUUGUACCUGCCAAGGAACAGCGUCCUUGCAAUUCUUUCUCUGAUCAGCAGCUUUCUUGCCUCCAGUGAAGCUGAAAUCUACAGUCGGUGUGAAAUUGCCCAUCUGUUUCAACAAAAUGGGCUUGAUGGCUAUCGGGGAUAUAACCUAGCUGACUGGGUUUGCUUGGCUUACUAUGCCAGUGGCUUCAAUACAGCAUCCUUGGUCUAUGAAGCUGAUAGGAGCACCGACAGUGGUAUCUUUCAGAUCAACAGCCGUCUUUGGUGUAAUGACUACCACACUCCUAUGGUCAACAAAUGCAAGAUUCAAUGCAAUGACUUGCUGAACACUGACUUAAAGGAUGAUAUUGCCUGUGCCAUGAGGAUUGCGAGGCAGCCCCAGGGUCUAGCAAGCUGGGAGACCUGGAAGAACAACUGCCAAGGCAAAGACCUCGGAAUCUGGAUUGAUGGUUGUUUCUCUUAG
This is a messenger RNA of Trichosurus vulpecula (common brushtail), 477 nucleotides long. RefSeq names its product sperm acrosome associated 3 (gene SPACA3). The record is from RefSeq and is a predicted model, not a curated record. NCBI's taxonomy places the organism in Eukaryota, Metazoa, Chordata, Mammalia, Diprotodontia, Phalangeridae. The coding region runs from base 1 to 477 and encodes 158 amino acids. The transcript is spliced from 4 exons. Gene Ontology annotation, biological process: fusion of sperm to egg plasma membrane involved in single fertilization. Gene Ontology annotation, cellular component: sperm flagellum; acrosomal vesicle. Gene Ontology annotation, molecular function: lysozyme activity.